This is a messenger RNA of Aureococcus anophagefferens, 456 nucleotides long. RefSeq lists its product as hypothetical. NCBI's taxonomy places the organism in Eukaryota, Pelagophyceae, Pelagomonadales, Pelagomonadaceae. The transcript has a single exon. The record is from RefSeq and is a predicted model, not a curated record. The coding region runs from base 1 to 456 and encodes 151 amino acids. Gene Ontology annotation, cellular component: cytoplasm. Gene Ontology annotation, molecular function: calcium ion binding.
AUGGCCCACAACCUGAGCAACGAGGAGCUCGCCGAGUUCCGGGAGAUUUUCAACCUCGUCGACCGCGACGGCGGCGGGACCAUCACGAAGGAGGAGCUCGGCGAGCUCAUGGACACGCUGGGCAUCGACGCGACGCCCGAGGAGAUCGACCUGAUGAUCCACGAGAUCGACCAGGACAACAACGGCGAGAUCGACUUCGAGGAGUUCGUCGCCGUCAUGAGCCGAAAGGUCUCGGCGACGUACACGGCCGACCAGGUCAAGAACGCGUUCAAGGUCUUCGAGGGCGACGCGCCCUCGGGCCACAUCAAGGUCGACGUGCUCAUCCGCGCCCUGACCAACGACGGCACGGACAAGCUCACGGACGAGCAGGCCCAUGACCUCGUCAGCCAGCUCGAGCCCGACCGGUCGGGCCUCAUCAACUACAGCGAGUACGUCAACAUGAUGAUGAGCGACUAG